UCCCAGCUUCCGGUGUAAACGGAAGGCAGCAGAAGAGAGCAGUACUGCCUUGUAACGUCAAGUGUGCAGCACAUGGACGGAGAAAGACAGUCUUAUUAUUUGUUAUACAGUUUGAAAUAUUUACGUCGUAUAAAAUACAUCUUUGAUUCUUUCUUUAAGGAUAAAGUCGUAUCGAUGCGCUAGAAGCACUGUGCCGCUUCUCGUGCUAUCUUUGCUUGUUAGUUAGCUUAGCUGGCUAGUUAGCUUAGCUUGUUAGCUGCUAACAGAAGACACAGAAGUUAUCAACACAUCGCUAAGUAGAGAUCAAGUGUGAGAGUAAAGUGUUGUGAUUGUGUGAAAAUGUGCGAAAGAACUAUAGCAAAGUAUGAGGAGGAACUUUGUCUUACAAAAGAGGAGAAGGAGCGACAACAUCAACUACUGGACGCUGUUUUCAAGAAACAUCAAGUUGUGUUACACAGAACAGACAUCCAGCAGCCUCCUCACAUUAAAGAGGAAGGGGAGGAUCCACAGCCCCCCCACAUGAAAGAGGAAGAGGAGGAAGUGUGGAUCAGUCAGGAGGGAGAGUGUCCUGUAGGGCAGGAGGAGGCUGAUGUCAGCAAGUUUCCACUGACUGUUGUCUCUGUGAAGACUGAAGAGCAUGAAGACAAACCACCUGAGUCCUCACAGCUUCAUCACAGUCCAAACGUCCAGCAGGUGUCAGCAGAGAGUCAUGAAGAGAUUCCCUCCAAGCAGCAGGAGUGGAGCUCCAGUGUGGGACAGAAGAAGCUCGAGCCCACUCAUAUAGAGGAAGAAGAGGAACUGUGGGAGCAGCUUCCAAGGUUGGAGGAGGUUAAUGACGAAGAUGAUAUAAAGUCAGAACCAGACAGCAUCUUUGCUCCACUGUCAGACAUGGACCACAUGAUGUCACACUCUUCUGAUCACAGUGACCACAUCCAAAAACCUUUAAAAAGUAAAAAUGACUCUGAAGGUGAUACGAGACAUCAAAAUAACAACAAACACUUUGACUGCUCUGAAUGUGAAAAAUCUUUUAGACAUAAGAGUAAUUUUACAGUACACAUGAGAACACAUACUGGAGAGAAACCUUAUACUUGCCCUGUUUGUAAGAAGAGUUUCUCCAGAAAGCAAUACAUGACCACACACAUGACAAUACAUACUGGAGAGAAACCUUUUACUUGCUCUGUUUGUAAGAAGAGUUUCCCCAGAAAGAAUGACAUGACCACACACAUGAGAACACAUACCGGAGAGAAACCUUUUGCUUGCUCAAUUUGUGCUAAAAGAUUCAACGCUAAGAGUAUCAUGACAUUACACAUGAAAAUACACACAGGUGAGAAACCUUUCACUUGCUCUGUCUGUAAGAAGAGCUUCAUCAGAAAGCAUCACAUGACCACACACAUGAGAACACACACUGGAGAGAAACCUUUUACUUGCUCUGUCUGUAAGAAGAGUUUCUCCAUGAAGCCUGACAUGACCACACACAUGAGAAUACAUACUGGAGAGAAACCUUUUACUUGCUCUGUUUGUAAGAAGAGUUUCUCCACAAAGCGUAACAUGACCACACACAUGAGAACACACACUGGAGAGAAAACUUUUAUUUGCUCUGUUUGUAAGAAGAGUUUCUCCAGAUGGCAACACAUGAUCACACACAUGAGGACACACACUGGUGAGAAACCUUUUCCUUGCUCUGUUUGUAAGAAGAGUUUCUCCAUGAAGCCUGACAUGACCACACACAUGAGAAUAAGUUGUGUGCAUUUAUUGAAUAUUAUAUAUGUUGCUAAAUUUUUAUUCUAUUUUCCCAUUGUUAAAGAGAGGUCAUCUUAUUUUUUAUUUUUUUUUCCAACACAUUUUUUCCAUCGCAUUUUAUUGAUGUUAUUCUCCAAUUAAAAGUAUGAAUUAAUAACAUUGUUAAAAAAAUUUGGACCCUAAGUUCGGACACAGAUUCAUCGUCAUCGUCAUCGUCAUCAUCAUCAUCAUCAGAAUACUGGAUGAAACUUUAACAUUACUUUUUUUAAUAUAAGUGUGACCUCAAUAUUCCUCGAUAAUAAGACUAAAAAUAUAGAUUUAAGUACCAUAUUAGAGUGCCUCUUGUAGUACUCCACCUCGCCA
Messenger RNA from Nerophis ophidion (straightnose pipefish), 2103 nucleotides. RefSeq names its product zinc finger protein 568-like. NCBI's taxonomy places the organism in Eukaryota, Metazoa, Chordata, Actinopteri, Syngnathiformes, Syngnathidae. The record is from RefSeq and is a predicted model, not a curated record. The coding region runs from base 340 to 1881 and encodes 513 amino acids. The transcript has 3 exons. Gene Ontology annotation, biological process: regulation of immune system process; negative regulation of transcription by RNA polymerase II; regulation of cytokine production.